GGAUUCUAGAAGCACGGGAAGCGGGGCUUGUUUGUGUGACGGAAUUGUGUUUUUCUCGCCUGCCUGCCUUCCUGCCUCUGCCUGCCUGCUUGCUCGCUCGCUCGCUCGCUUGCCUGCUUGCUUGCCCGCUUGCUUGCUGUGACAGUGGCAGCGAGGGUGCCUGUGGUAGGGGAGAGAAUCGUGGAGCUUUUGUUAGAAAGUGGUGGUGGUGGUGGAGGUGGGGCGAUGACGGGUGUGCUCCCGAGUCGGUGAGGCGCCUCACAAUGAGGAAGACGAGACACUCCUAGCACGCAGCCCCUAUAAAUUGCAGAGAUCGAGGGCCCUGAGAAAGAUUUCUUCGAGCGAGUGAGUGAGAGACUGAAAGAGAGAGAGAGGGCUGUCGGUGCUCGCUGGGAAUAGGCCCAGGAUGUCAUCGACGUCCAUGGCCAGCGAAGGGAAGCACGAGGGAGGGCGAUGAGGAUGAGGGUUUAGAAACCGGGGAGACGGUUGUACCGAAGGGUAGAGGAGUGAGUGAGUCGAUCAAUCGGAACCGAUUGUAAUCAGUGUUGCUGUUGCUCGUGCUCCUGCAGGACGAGGCGAGGAAAAGAAAGACGAUUAGGUUUCUUCUCGAAGGUCGGUCGGUCCAUCGUCACCUGGCGCUUGGGCCUGCGCAUUCUGGCGGAGAAAGCGUACUGAGAUGGAGACGGAAGGAAGCGAGGAGAGGCGGCCGGAUGCUCCUCCCGUCGGCGCUUCGGGGAUCAAAAUUCUCUUCACCAUCUUCCCCAUGUCCACUAGUAGGGCCCUUCAGGGAAAUUCGAGUCUGUAGAUUAGGAUUAGGAUAGGACGCGAGGAUUAGUCUUAGGCGAAGGAAGGCGCAGAGCGUCGCUCAUUUUUUUCCCGUGCCCAUCGAGUCGAUCAUUAUUCGACAAGGAGGAGGAGGAGGAAGAGGGAGGGAGGAGGACAACGACGAGGGUAGUUGCGGAGGUUCUUGGAGGCCGGAUGAGAGAGCGAGAGGCUGAUAGAUGAAAGGACUUCUUGGCAGUAAAAUUUCUUCGAGGGUUGAGAAUUUCGCAUGGUGGAAUGCUGGGGACAAGGUUGGGCCUAAAGGGCAUCAGUGGGGAGCCGAUGGGCCGAGGCCCGCACGCGAACUGUGUCGUGAGCCGCUGCCUUCGAACCGGAAGGACCCGGCAAUUUGCCAAAUCUGCACUCUAGUCACACUCUUAUGUACAUUCGUGCUCAGUCACCGGAAUCCUCCAACUGCUGCGGCAGUUUGGCACCCUUGGCCCCUCUAAUCUCAUCAUCGCACUCCUCGAGGGCUGAUGAUGGAGGCAGGGGUAUGUCCCCGGCCUCGCCUUUCUUCUCGCCGAGCGUAAGCUCCGCGAGCGCAGCAGCAGCAGCAGCAGAUCAGCGGGCGCUCGAUGCCGGCAUCGGCAUCGGCACCAGCCCCGCCAAGAACGUCGACCACAUCAAUGGCAGCAAGAGGAAGAACUCGAGCAGCAUCAGCUUCCGCAUCGACGACGGCUUCAACUAUGGCGACGAGUUCGUCACCAGGCGGCGCGAGGGCGUUUUGGCCCCGCCGCCGAGAGCAGGGAGCGAGUACUUCCGCCCCAGAGUCGAGAGCCAGUGCUUGAGCACUGGGGAUUUUUCCUCCGACAGCGUCUUCGAGAACGAGGAUCGGAUCGUCAAUUUUGUGAGUCCGUGUAAGUCCGCCCUGGACGUGGAAGGGUGCGCCGAAUUGGCGCAGUCGUGUAGCAGUUCUCUCCAUCAGCAUCAGCAUCAGCAGCAGCAGCAGCAAAAGGAGACGCAGACGACGACGGAAGACUCGUCGAGCGUGCUGCAGCAGAAGUGGAGCACCUCGAGCUCCUCCGAUAGCCUCAAAAGCAUCAAUCAAGACGAUGAUAGUGAGGAGAGAAGAAAGAGUGACCAAUUUUCACUCAAGUCCGCCCUUAAUGAAGAUGCUCUCUUCUACCACCGAAGCUUCGGCGCUGCGCACCACCAUCAGCAGCAGCAGCGGCCGGGCUCGCCCCCGAGCAUCGGGCUACACCGGAAGUGGAGCGACUCCAGUUGCUCCCUCGACAGCAUCGACCAGGAAGACGAGGACAAGAUGGCGCCUGCCUUCCCUGGCUCUCAUCAUCACCACCACAUGAGCAGCAACAACAACAGCAAUGGCAUUUCCAACACCGAGGCGCCCCGCCUUAAGGGGCUGUCCGGCAUGCUGCACAAGAAGUGGAGCGCGUCCAAUUGCUCCCUUGAUAGCAUCGACAACGACGACGACGAAGAAGACAACUACGAAAUCGGCUCGCGAUUCCCUCCGCUCAUCGAGUCCGUCAGACUCAAGGAUCCGAGCCCCAUGUUCCACUGCCGGAACGACAAGGAAGGCCCCAUCGUGUCCUCCUCGUCGUCCUCGAUCGGCAACCGCAGCGAGGACAGCUCGGGCUCCGUGGUGUCGGAUGUCGACUCCCCCGGAGACAUGGAGGUGGAGUCCUCACUCCGCGGCGGCUCCCACAGCCAGCUCAACUUGAGCUCUCUGGAGUCCUCUCUCCCCAUCAAGAGAGGGUUGUCGAGAUUUUGGAACGGCAAAGCAAAGUCCUUCGCGUUUCUGCAGGAUGUGUCAUCUCUGGCGACGCUGGCGGACCUGGCGAAGCCCGAGAACCCGUACAACAAGAGGCGCAGGUUCUCGUCGGGAUUCGGGAUGCGCCCGUCGUCUCCUCUGUCGCGGCCGCACACGGCCGGCAUCUCCAAGAAGCCGCCUUCGGGGACAGGCAAGAGCUGCCUGGCCAUAGCGGUGGCCAUGGGCAGCAAGGUGGAGAAUGGGCCCAAAUGUCUGUCGCCCCAGUCGGCGCUGCGCAACGCGCAGCGAUCCUUCUCUCUGUCGGAUUUGGAGCACCACGGGAUCAACCCGGACGUCUCUCACGCCCACGCCGCGGCGGCCAGCACCAUGACGAGGAUGCGACGAUAGCGAAGCUCCGGGCGAGCGACCACGGGUUGUGGGGACCUUCAGGCAGUUGCGGCUGCCCUCCCUGGAAAAUCUGGUCCGACGGUGCCUUCUGAUAGAUGAUAGAUGACGACGAUGGAUGAUGCCUGGUGUAGCUGGGACUUCUUGUACCUACUUAAUUCUUGUAUAUAUUGAACUCAUGAGUCAUGCAUGAUCAAUGGCACACCUCCCCUUUCCCUCCAGGAAAGAAUAGCGCAAUUUAGCAAAGAUAGCUCGUGAGAUAACAGUUAAGUCACAAGUCAAUGUCACUCGGUGUACUCAGUAAUUUUACUUUCUCAAAAACGUGUAUUUUAGUUGGC
Marchantia polymorpha subsp. ruderalis is the source of this 3273-nucleotide messenger RNA. Lineage: Eukaryota; Viridiplantae; Streptophyta; Marchantiopsida; Marchantiales; Marchantiaceae. The record is from the annotation of a GenBank genome assembly.